UAGUGUGUAGAUUAAACUUUCUGUAGAGCCCAAUCAUAUGAAAUUUCAUAUGAAAAAAGCAAAAAUCAAACCAUGCUCCCUUUUUUAAAAUACAAAUAUAAAUGGAAUAUCAUUUCAUUUCAUUUCCAUGUGUUUUACGCAAUCCUUUCUGCCAUCAAAAUGAUUUUGAGUGCCGUGAGAGUAGGCUAUAAUUAAACGAUUCAUGUUUUCAGGGACAGCUUAUUUACGUUUACGGACGUGACGUAAUGACGCACCGCCAUGUUCGAAUUUCCCGCGAAAACCUACCGCUCAGAUUAGAUUAACAUUAUUAAUUAACAUUAUUAAUUAGCUAAAGGCUAUGCAGUUGCUCAAAUGUUGAUUCUGGAUCAAUUCGAACGAAAAAAAAGCAGGUUUAAGCUAUUAGUUAUCGUGUCUCUUAUUCGUGCGGCUUUUAGACUCGGUGUGUUCUGGUAGCUCGUGCUGCACCGCCCCCUACUGGACGCGCCGGGAACGACGGGGCUGUGGAGCUUCAUCGAGGUUUAGUAAAAGGGGGCGCGCGUGCAUUUCGCGUCGCCGCUGCACGCGCUCCAGCUCGGCUGGCGGCGGUAACGCGUCGAAGACCGCGAACGCAAGUCGAGAAGAAAAACGAGCAUCGCCGCAGAUCUCAGGUCAGCGCGUGAGCUGCGAUUUCCCCAGUGUGCACGUCAUCAGUUGGAGAGCGCGCGCGAGCGGUGCAUUCAAAGCAAAAGGUGGGGAUGGAAAAACAUUCUUACGUUGUUCUCGUUUGUGCAUUGGUGUCUUUGCACCUACUGUUAAACGUCCAAGGAGCCAGACAGGGUCAAGACAUAAAAUGUGGAGCAUGCAGGGCUUUAGUUGAUGAAAUGGAAUGGGCCAUCUCGCAGAUAGAUCCCAAGAAAAUGAUCCAGACCGGAUCCUUUAGGAUUAAUCCCGAUGGCAGUCAGUCAGUAAGAGAGGUUCCCUUUUCCCGCUCCGAGAGUCAUCUCCUGGAACUAAUGGAGGAGGUCUGUGAGAAGAUGAACGACUACGGCGAGCGGGUCGACCCAGCGACCAACCGGAAGACGUACGUGAGGCAUACGUCCCGUGACGGCACUGCCGCGGACCUCUCCGACGUGGCCUUCGACUCCAGAGUCACCUCCACUUUAAAGUUUGCUUGCGAAACCAUCGUCGAGCAGAACGAGGACGAGCUGAUCGAGUUCUUCGCUCACGAGACGGACAACGUUAAAGACAAGCUCUGCAGUAAGAGGACAGAUCUCUGCGACCAUGCCCUGAAGAUACCUCACGACGAGUUAUAACACGAGCCGAGCACAUCAUGACAGCUUUACGGCCGGAAAACCCCGCGUUCAUCUGUUCAUCUUCAGUAGACGGACUGCUUCUCUCGAUUGUCGAGGACGCUGAACAUACAGAGACCUGCUCCAGUGAUGUUAGGAAAAGCAUUACAUAUGUACUUGACCCUAUGGGUUAACUGUUGACGUGUUCAACCCGCUACCAUCAAAACUGUGCUUUGGCAAUAAUUAAAGCUGACUUUCUACAGCGGAAAACGAGAUCCUUACGAUUCUCUCCAGUGGCAUACUUUUAUAUUUAAAUGUCCUCGGAUGCACUUAGUUUUUAGUUGAGAAGAUGACAUGCAGUGUAUUUAUUAUAAGCACAGAUAGAGCGCUUCUGGUGAAGCUGUGUCCUGAUGUUUUGGGCUUUUUUUCAGGUCAUGAAUAUGAUCGGGUUACUAGUCCUUGAAUCUUAACCAAUUAGGUUAACACCGUUUUGUAUGGAAGUGAGCGUCGGUCAACCCACUUUAAAGCAUUCGUUUGUUUUCUUCGCACGCAUUAUUGCAUUAGUAUUGCUUUCAGGUUUUCAGCCUAUGUUUGUGUUUAUGAAUCCAUUGGGGACCAUGUUGUGUUUGUAGUUGUUUUUGUAAUACACUUUAAUAAUAAAAGCCCUUUCUUUUAGUGCUA
Puntigrus tetrazona (Sumatra barb) is the source of this 1949-nucleotide messenger RNA. RefSeq names its product canopy FGF signaling regulator 2 (gene cnpy2). The transcript has 6 exons. NCBI's taxonomy places the organism in Eukaryota, Metazoa, Chordata, Actinopteri, Cypriniformes, Cyprinidae. Gene Ontology annotation, cellular component: endoplasmic reticulum. The record is from RefSeq and is a predicted model, not a curated record. The coding region runs from base 735 to 1292 and encodes 185 amino acids.